AUGUUUAUUUGGCCUGUUUUCACAUUUUUGAUAGGAAUUGUUGAUUCUUGCAUUCCAACGCAACAAGUUGAAAGUGAGUUAGGCUAAAUAUUUUGACGGUUUGAGGAAGGUAUGCAAUUUCCAGCGACAACAACUUCUACAACGACGACAUCUACGACGACAACGAGUACUACAACUAGUCCCUAUGGUAAGUAUGGCCCAGCGAGUGUAAACAGCAGGUUCCCACCGCUUCCCACCCCCAAAUUCCAUUUCCAGUCUGCCCGGUAUGCAAAGAAAUCUACGCAGUAACCUCUUGCCCAAAGGACACCGCAACCGAUUAUUGCCUAACUGCAGCACAAGUCGGUGGAGUAACCUAUACCUUAGGUCAAAUGUCAGACGGUUAUGGCGAUUCGAACACCUGUUCAAUUGAUCUAGCAUGCCCUUCAGGUAUUCUUCCGGUUUAUACAAGAUCUGGAGGUUCAACUUCUUCAUUGGGUAAUCUAGUUGCAACAUGUUCGGAAUUGACUGGAGUUUGGCAGUUCAAACAAACCACAAAUGAUCCGAUUACCAAUGCUGUUUGUAGAGGUUCUUGA
This is a messenger RNA of Caenorhabditis angaria, 572 nucleotides long. The record is from the annotation of a GenBank genome assembly. NCBI's taxonomy places the organism in Eukaryota, Metazoa, Nematoda, Chromadorea, Rhabditida, Rhabditidae.